Peniophora sp. CBMAI 1063 is the source of this 1887-nucleotide messenger RNA. The record is from the annotation of a GenBank genome assembly. Lineage: Eukaryota; Fungi; Basidiomycota; Agaricomycetes; Russulales; Peniophoraceae.
AUGAGCGCUUUCCAACUUGUUCCCAGUCAUCCAUCUACAUUCCAGCUCACGGUCACGAGCCCUACCGCUGGCUCUACAUAUCUCUCGACCGUCUUGAACUCAGAUUCUGUGAUGUUCGAGACUUCUCGUAUGCCUGAUUGGCUGGCAGAACCUGGCGCGCGUCGUCUCCGGGAGAUCGACGAUAGUGCAUCCUCUGGGGCACCGAACUCAAAGGACCUCGCUUCUUCAAUCGAGCUGGAUUUAGACUCGCUAGCCAGGCUCUCGACCGAGCUCCGGCGGACGUCCAAUGCACAUAACUCUCGCUUACUGAAGCUGGCGCCGGAGAUUAUUCUGGAAAUCUUGACCUUCGCCGCCGCCCUCGAACCCGUCAGCAGGAAAUCUCUCGGAUUUAUGCGUCUGGGUCAUAUCUGCUAUCGACUUCGCAUGACUCUACUAGGCAUGCGCUGGCUCUGGGCCUCGGUCAUCUGCGACGUCGGACCGCGCGCCUGGGGGGAAGUGCUACGACGUGCCGGGAAUACUCCUCCGACCCUCAGGCUUAAAGAUAGCAAAGAAGCUCCCGCCGAUUCACUCAUCGAGUACGUGAAGGUCAAUAAGACUCGCGCACAUCGACUCAAAGUCGUCGAGCACCAUUCUUCCAUUAUCUCAUGGCACGACUCGCCGCACAACCUCUCCGGGAUCCAUUUCCCUGACUUGGUAGACCUUCACGUGGAAGCCAAGCAUAGGCCUUCACGGGACCCGCUCUGGCUCGCAACCGACUGUUACGAACUGGACCCAAUACACGCGCCUAAGCUUAGAAGGCUUCAUCUCGUCAAUAUCUGCGUUCCCUUCUCACCCGAGAACUUGACGGUAUUGGAACUCAAGCGCCACCAAAAUUACACCCACGUACCCAUUCCCAACGGCGACGAUAUACUCCCGUCUCCUGACUUCUUUCUCUCACUCAUGAGGCGUUGCGUGAAUGUCGUGGAGCUUUCUAUGACAAACAUGAUCCCUGCUGUCUCCGCUUUACCGUCGGAUCUUCGAGCCGCAGACGCCAUCAUCUCGCUCCCUUGCCUCAAACGUUUGACUCUGCUGGACAAACUCUCUAGACUCUUGGACUUGUGGUCGCAUCUCUCGAUUCCCCCUAACACGGCGAUUCAGCUCGGGGUGGACUAUAUCAGCUCCCCUUCCUUCUCGGACUCCCACGUCAACGAGCAACGGUCGUCAGUCUUCCCCGCAUUGCUCGACCACCUUGAACGCAGCGACCUGUCCGAUGCCACUGCGCUCUAUUUCAAAAUGGAUAAGGCGCGUCGCAAGAUGUCUUGCGUUCUAUACAAGCGGAAUCCUGGCGUCACUCUCGGGGAGCGGUCUCGCUUGCUCUUGCAUGGCGAUUCGUCUACCGACUCCGUAUUCGUGGGUGUCCACUUCUAUAAGUGCGCCUGGGGUAGGAACUCCACACUAGAGCGAACCAUAACAUCUGUUCCUGCGUCGACAUUUGCCAAGAUUGACACGUUACAACUUGACGACAUCCCCAACCUCAACCUCGUCUACCUUCUGGAACGUUUACCUCGUUUGAACACUCUCGUACUGAAUGGCAUUGAUCGCGACCGCCUGAUGGCGCUCUCGCCCUUCGCGUGCUUUCCCCAUUCGCCCCAGUCUAUCAUCAGCCCUGUUCUCGCACAUCUCUACCUAACUGGAGUGCACCUGUGCGACCCAUCGAAACACAGCACUUUGCCAUGCGCGCGCGACAUACUUGAACUCCUGAGCUCUCGUAAAGGCGUCGGUCAACCCCUCCAUUCGAUCACAUUCGAGCGCUCGGCGCUGAACAUGACCACAUCCGAACUCGCCUCCUUCAACGCAUGCAUGAAGAAACUAGUCCACACCGUCAGGUUUCUGAAUCCGAAGGCAUAA